Chenopodium quinoa (quinoa) is the source of this 2041-nucleotide messenger RNA. Its product is annotated as NAC domain-containing protein 78-like. The record is from RefSeq and is a predicted model, not a curated record. Lineage: Eukaryota; Viridiplantae; Streptophyta; Magnoliopsida; Caryophyllales; Amaranthaceae. Gene Ontology annotation, biological process: regulation of DNA-templated transcription. Gene Ontology annotation, molecular function: DNA binding. The transcript is spliced from 5 exons. The coding region runs from base 422 to 1693 and encodes 423 amino acids.
UUAAAAUUUAAUAAAUAUUAAAUAAAAAUAAAAAUAUUAAAAAAUGUAAAUAAAGGUUCACAAAUUAAAUCUCCCAAACAUUCUCCCGAUUCCCCAAACCCUCACAACAACAAUGGCAUCGACCUUGCGAAAUCGACUGGCCCAAAAACCCUAAUUCCCAAAUUCUCAAAUCUCAUCCAUUUUCUCUCUCUUCAAUCACCCCAAAAUUCUUCUCAACAAUUCAAUCACAAUCGCAAUUAAUUUAAUCUCUGUUUUACUUUUUCCGAUUUUAUAAUAUUUGAUUCAAUUUUGUUGAAUUUGAUGGGACGAAAUUCUUCAGCUUCAACAUCUCUUGCGCCGGGUUUUCGAUUUCACCCGACAGAUGAAGAACUGGUGUGGUAUUAUCUGAGGCGUAAGGUUAGCGGCAAACCCUUUCGUGUCGAUGCGAUCUCUGAAAUCGAUAUUUACAAAGUUGAACCCUCUGAUCUUCCAGGAAGGGUUUGUUUUGUGCAGGGUGUUUCAAAAAAGUGGAACAGGACCGAAAAACGGGGAGAAGUAUGGAGCUCCACUCGUGGAGGAAGAGUGGGAAGAUGAUAGUCUGGAAGAUGUGGUGCCUGCCGAGGUGUCUUUUGAAGAUCCCUAUGUUGAUGAUGAUGCAUACAUUGAACAGAAUGAUCUGGAGCAGGUUGUUGAUUGCCAACUUCCAGCAAAUGUUCCUUUUCCUGUCAGCUUCAACCCUGUUGAUAGCAACUACUAUCUUGAAUGUUCCCAUAAUGUGACUGGAGCUGAACAGGCUUCCGUUGUUGGGGAGUCUGAAGGUAAGUGUAGUUUGCAGGUUCUGGAUGGUCAGGAGUUUUAUGAUCUUGGGCAAGAUGAGAACACUGCAUUUCUUGUGAAAAAUGAGCAUAUGGCUCAACCAAAUGACUUGAGUAACCAGGCUCCUGGCGAUUUGCUGGAUGAUCUACUCUCUGGGAAUGCACCCCCCGAGGAUGGGCUUUUCCUGGAUGCUGUUGACUUUCUGGAACCUGUUCAAGAAGAUACCCAUGAUUUUGAUGUUCUUGGAUCAUAUCUGGAAGAUGAUUUUGAUAUUGGACCAUAUCUUAAUUUUGAUUCUUCUCCAGAACAGAUCAGUAUCGAUGCUGAUCAAAGUUUCUCCUUCAAACAGAAUAUGAUUGAUACAACUUGGCAAGUUCCUUCAGGAAGUCAACUAAACGAAACAGGUGAUGUUGAUGAUGUUGCAUCAUCUUCCAAGCAAUUCAUGGUAAACUCAAAGGCUAAGCCAUCUAAGACUGAUAUCCAAUAUCCUUUCCUGAGUCAGGCAAACCGUUUUUUGGGGAAUAUCCCUGCUCCAUCAGCAUUUGCUUCAGAAUUGCCUUCCAAGGACGUGGCUGCACGUUUGAGCGCUGCAGUGCAGGCUUCUACCGCCCAGAAUGUGACAGCUGGUAUGAUCAGAAUAAGGGACAUGCCUAUUGGGGUCAGCAGAAGUGGACUGGCAGGACUACAUUGGUCCUUUGACAAGACUGGUAAUGUCAAUGUUCUCCUUUCCUUUGACUUUCUUGAGGCGGUGAACCCUGUGGGACUUGAAUCAUUGACGGGCCUGUUGUCGAGCAAGAUUUCUACAGCAACUUCUCACGGAUGGUUAAGCUUUAUGUUUUUCCUGUUCUUUGCUUUUGCUGCAAGUGUCAAAGUUGGUUUAUACAUCUAUGCAAAGUAACAGCAAUUUUACAGCAGAUUGAGAAAAACAGAGAAUUAUGCUCUGGUCUUUAUAUUCCAGAAUUCGGGAUACCCUUAAUUUUAUUACUUUUGCCGUAAUGGCCUAAUGUAGAGUAAAGAUUGAUACUCUCGGCUUUUCUAUACUGUUUCCUUUUGGCAUUCUCGUUUAUCCUUUGAUUUAGUAGCUCUCAUAUGGUAAACAUGUGGUGUAUAAAUCUGCAGACUGAAGCUAAAUAUUACAUCAGAUCAACUGGAAAAUAUUGUGUUUCUGAUUGUUAUUCUGUUAUUUUAUGUUUAAGUAUCAAACAGCAUCUUAUGCUAAUGUGAAUGACGGAAUUCUUAAAAUUAA